This is a messenger RNA of Rosa chinensis, 465 nucleotides long. Its product is annotated as ethylene-responsive transcription factor ERF110-like. Gene Ontology annotation, molecular function: DNA-binding transcription factor activity; DNA binding. Gene Ontology annotation, biological process: regulation of DNA-templated transcription; ethylene-activated signaling pathway. The transcript is spliced from 2 exons. The record is from RefSeq and is a predicted model, not a curated record. NCBI's taxonomy places the organism in Eukaryota, Viridiplantae, Streptophyta, Magnoliopsida, Rosales, Rosaceae. The coding region runs from base 1 to 465 and encodes 154 amino acids.
AUGAAGCAAAGCCCACGACGAGGAGGAAGACCGAUCCGGGUAAGUGGAGGCGACGUGGUCCCAGUCGGCGGAUUUCAGAUUGGUGCGGCGGAGAGCGAACCAGCGGUCGCGGUAGGUGAGGAUGAGGGAUCGGGCCUCAUCCCGAGUCCAGCAGGGGGGUGGGAUCCGGCGGGAUUUGGGGAGGGCGGUGGUGACGACCGUGGAAAUGGUUGGGUUGCUGUGGCAGAGUACAGGGGAGUGCAGCAGAGACCAGGGAGAAAAUGGGUGGCGGGUGAAAAGGUGAAGCCCAACAAGUACAGGGGAGUGCAGCAGAGACGAGGGAGAAAAUGGGCGGCAGAGAUUAGUGACCCGCGUCGCGUGGUUCGGGUUUGGCUCGGGACGUUCCAGACGGAGGAGGAGGCAGCCAGGGCUUAUGACACGGAGGCGAUCAAGUUCCGAAGAGAGAGAGCAGAGCCAUCUUUCUGA